CUCUGUCAUACUCUGUCAGACUAUUGCAGGCUGUACUAUCAUUGUCGAAUUUCUUUUCUAAUUUGACAAAAUGGAGGACACGACAAAUAAUAGUGGAAAUACAACAGUUGAAAAUAACACCGAGAACGUGAAGCCUACUCCAAAAAAGGCUACUAAAGCGAAAACGAAAGCGCAACGGCCGAAAUCCACACAUCCUCCAACCUCUGAAAUGGUUACUGCUGCCAUUAAAGAGUUAAAGGAUCGUAAGGGCUCGUCGUUACAAGCUAUUAAGAAGUAUAUCGUUGCUACGUAUAAAGUUGAUGGUGAAAAAGUUACACCGUUUAUAAAACGGUAUCUAAAAACUGCAGUAUCUUCUGGUUCUGUAGUACAAACUAAAGGAAAAGGUGCAUCAGGUUCAUUUAAACUUUCAACUGUCAAAAGUGGAACUACCAAGACCAAAGCUCAACGAUCUCCUAAAGAGAAGAAAGCUACAGAUAAAUCUGUCGAGAAAAAGAAUGCUGUAGCAAAUAAACCGGCUAGUAAUAACAAGAAAGCGAAAGCACCGAAGAAGACUGAGACUGCAAAGAAACCUGCAGAUCAAAAGAAACCUAAAGCAGCAUCAUCUCCUAAAACUGCUGCUAAAGCUGGUGUUAAAACUGCUGCUGCUGCUGCUACUGCCGCUGCUGCAACUACAGCUGAAAAGAAAACUACGAAGAAGGCGACACAAGCGAAAACAAUAUCAAAAACUAGGAAAACUGCAAAAGCACCAGCUGCCAAAACUAAAACUCCAAAACCAAAAAAAGCUACGACUAACAAGGCUACUGCUAAAAAAUAAUUUUGUCAGAUAUAAAUACAGAAAUGGCCCUUUUCAGGGCCACAAAUUAUUUUUAGAGAGGAACAAUAUCAAUUCGUCCACCUAUUCUUUUUCUACCUAAAAAUUUUAUCUAAAAUUCAAGAAAAAUUUCGAAUCUGUAAAGGGCUGUACUUACGGAAGAUUUCUUUGUCAUAUGUGGUAUGAUUUUGAUGAGCGAUAUGUGAAUAAAAGAUACAGAGAUUUCGAUUUCUGAAUGUAAUUCCGGGAGAAUGGGAUUUUACACAUCACGUAUAAUGAAUAGCACGAUAGUAUAGUAAUCUGAGUAUAGAUUUUUUCUUUAUCGAAAACAAGCAAUGUCUCAAAUAGAUUUAAUGUCAAAUUCAGAUAACCUAUUUUUGGUAUGACGGUUGUAUGCACGAUUGUUAAAAACAAUCUCGAUUAAUAAAUUGCUUACCAUAAUGAUCAUCGUUGAAACGUUAUAAAGUUCUCUUCAUUUACAUAUUUUCUUUGUUUGUCAGUAAACGACAAAAACGAGUGAUAAAAAUUUGUCAGUAAACAACAAAACCGAGUGACAAAAAUUUGUCAGUAAAGCAACAGUUAACGGUGUGAAACAGGCAUAAAUAACUUAUAUAUCAUAUUUUUGCGAAACUCAAUACUAUAAUUCAUUUCAAAAUUCUAUUAUUCUUUUUCGUAUAAUUCAAUCUAAGUUGCGUGGGCGAAAAGUAUCAAAAUACGCCUGGCGACGAAUGUCUUCAGAGAUGACUCGUUCUAGGUAGAAAUGACUCAUGGUAGCUAAAGGUGAAUACAGAAUACCUUGUUUUCCAAAUAUCUGUCAUGUGUAUUAUUUACGAUAAGCAGGAGCCAAAACCGAUUGAUAGUGUAUGUGUAUGUCGCGAUUAUUAGAUUAAUAACAAAGUAUCGGUCUAAAGGAAGCUAUCGAAUUUAUUUGGUCAUCGAUAUGCAUUACCGAUAAAUGGUCAUAUAAAAAUCUUUGGCUUAUCCAUACGAUAUCAUCGUAUGGUUCUUUGACAACAGAAGAUCUCUAACAUUAAAAACAAGAAUGGAAUGAAUUAUCAAAGGAAAUGGAGAAGAUAAUAUAUCAAUAUAUACUAAUGAUAAUAAUAUUAUGAACUCAUCGGAAUAAAUUACAUGAAAUACA
Molecule: messenger RNA, 1952 nt
Organism: Vespula pensylvanica (western yellowjacket)
Lineage: Eukaryota; Metazoa; Arthropoda; Insecta; Hymenoptera; Vespidae
Product: histone H1-like
Exons: 1
Coding region: 71-814 (247 amino acids)
Biological process (GO): chromosome condensation; nucleosome assembly; negative regulation of DNA recombination
Cellular component (GO): nucleosome; nucleus
Molecular function (GO): nucleosomal DNA binding; double-stranded DNA binding; structural constituent of chromatin
Source: RefSeq, a predicted model, not a curated record